GUUGCUAUGUGUUGCCCCUUUGUUCUUUGUAAAGCUUUUUGACAUUACCUUCGGUCGCAAGCAAACAUGUUCGAAUAUUCGAAUCCAAAACAAAAUAAACGAUAUAUCAUAAGGCCAGUUGCAGAAUAUAACCAUUCAAAGAAUUGAGACUAACCGUCACUGAUAACGGUCCAUUCAUCCUUCACGUAAAUCCAUGUGGCCAUGUGAUAACUAUUCUAAGUAUAUGUUAAUCUCCCAAAUGACCAUAUAACUUACAUUACAUAUCCCAUGUUACCUGUUUCUUAUGACGUGGUAAGUUGACAUUGGUUGACUUUUAGUAACCCAUUCAUUUUUUCCAAGAGCUUUUGUUGACUUAUGCUACUCAUGGCCGUACGAUUCGGAGGCUUUUCUUCUUCUACGGCUGCGAUUUGAUUAUGACAUUUCCACACUCCACAUGUCACAUGCCAUAGAUUAUGCUAUACAUGAAACCUGAUCCAUUGGCCCUCGUAUUCGGUUUUUAAUCAAUCUUAGAGAAAGUCUAUACAUUAAAUAUCAUUCAAAACCAAAGACCAACAGAAAAGUCAUCUGACACUUGCAUAAUUUGUAUUUAUUUCUUUUGCCAAUUAUCAGUUACUUCAUAGUAUCUCACAUUCUCGACUCAAAUUAAUACUAAAUAAAUUAUACAAGUGAACAUGGAUCCUUGUGAACAAGCACGCAAAGAUCACAUGCUUUCUCCUUUAUAGAUCAACAUUAUUUGCUUAAGGAAUUCACAACUGCUUAUCAUCAUCACAUGCGAUUAUGCGAACCGUACAUUUCAUUCAUUUGAAUUUAAUCAAGCAUAUGAUCUGACAAUCAUUAGCAUUAGCAUUACAGUUCAAAAAAAAAAUCAUUAGCAUUAUGAUUAAAAUAAAGUCAACGUAUUCAAAUAUAUAUAUUUAAACAAAAAAUUCCAUAUACAAUUCCAUAUAAAUACCUGCCAUACCCUAUGAUUUUCCUUCAUCCUCACAUUUCAUCUAAAGCACAAAAACAUAAAUACUCUCAAAUCUGACAUCUACAAAGAUUCAUUACUCUUUCUCUUUGUAAGAAACAUUAAAUGGAUCAUAUUAGUAACAAGCUUGUAGCUAUUUUGCUGAUGUUCUUCUCAAGCAUCUUGCUUAUGAGAACAUCAAUGGCUGCUUACAACUAUAAUGUCGUCAAGUUUGGUGCUAAACCGGACGGUCGAACCGACUCCACAAAAGCCUUCCUCGGCGCGUGGCAAGCAGCUUGCCGUUCAGCUGCAAGUGUCACUGUAACGGUCCCGAGAGGGAGCUUCUUACUAAAACCGGUGGAGUUUCGUGGUCCGUGCCGUAGCAAAAUCACGUUUCAGAUUUAUGGAACCAUUGUAGCUCCUACGGAUUACCGUGGUUUGGGUAAUUCCGGUUAUUGGAUCUUGUUCGUGAAAGUUAACCGCAUCUCGAUCAAUGGAGGAACGUUAGAUGCUAGAGGUGCUUCUUUUUGGGCUUGUCGAAAAUCUGGAAAGAGCUGUCCUGCUGGAGCCAGAUCCAUGACGUUUAACUGGGCAAACAACGUCGUAGUAACCGGGUUAACGUCAAUAAACAGUCAAGUAACACAUUUAGUGAUAAAUAGCUGCAACAAUGUAGUUGUCCGGAAAGUAAAGUUAGUAGCUCCAGACCAAAGUCCGAACACAGAUGGCCUCCACGUCCAAAAUUCUGCUGGUGUGACCGUAACCGAUAGCACGUUUCAGACCGGAGACGACUGUAUCUCUAUCGGUCCGGGAACUCGUAACCUCUACAUGUCUAAACUCAACUGCGGUCCAGGCCACGGAAUCAGUAUUGGGAGUCUAGGGAGAGAUGCUAAGGAAGCUGGAGUACAGAACAUAACGUUGGUAAACUCUGUUUUUUCGGGUUCAGAUAAUGGUGUUCGGAUCAAGUCAUGGGCUAGACAAAGCACAGGUUUUGUGAGGAACGUUUUGUUUCAAAAUCUGAUCAUGAAGAAUGUUCAGAAUCCAAUCAUUGUUGAUCAGAACUACUGUCCGACUCAUCAAGGUUGUCCUAAACAGGGUUCUGGGGUGAAGAUUAGUCAGGUUGUGUAUAGGAACAUUCAAGGGACGUCACGAACGCAACAUGCUUUAAAGUUUGAUUGUAGUCGUAGUAAUCCGUGCCAAGCGAUUAGAUUGCAUGAUAUUAAGCUAACGUUUAACGGUCGGUCUGCCACUUCACAAUGUAAGAAUAUUAAAGGAGUCAAGGCUGGUGUGGUGAUGCCACAAGGUUGUCUUUGAUUUGAUGAUUUUGAAAGGCAUGUAACAAAGUGUUUUACGAUGACACUACAACGUCGUAGGCACACGAUUAUUAUUUGCGUCCAUGAUCGAGUUGUUCUGUCUAAUGUUUAAAUAUUUAUG
This is a messenger RNA of Brassica rapa (field mustard), 2377 nucleotides long. RefSeq names its product polygalacturonase. Lineage: Eukaryota; Viridiplantae; Streptophyta; Magnoliopsida; Brassicales; Brassicaceae. Gene Ontology annotation, molecular function: polygalacturonase activity. Gene Ontology annotation, biological process: carbohydrate metabolic process. The record is from RefSeq and is a predicted model, not a curated record.